This is a messenger RNA of Coffea eugenioides, 1817 nucleotides long. Its product is annotated as aldehyde dehydrogenase family 2 member C4-like. Gene Ontology annotation, molecular function: aldehyde dehydrogenase (NAD+) activity. Lineage: Eukaryota; Viridiplantae; Streptophyta; Magnoliopsida; Gentianales; Rubiaceae. The transcript has 9 exons. Bases 53 to 1567 code for a protein of 504 amino acids. The record is from RefSeq and is a predicted model, not a curated record.
UACGGGAAACAGAGUCACAUAACUAAGUGAAGGAUUGAGACUAGUGAGAGAUAUGGCUGUCCAAAGUACUGGCAAUGGAAGUUAUGAGCCUUCGCAAGUAAAGCUUCCUGAAAUAAAGUUCACCAAGCUAUUCAUCAAUGGAGAGUUCGUUGAUUCUCUUUCAGGAAGGACAUUCGAAACAAUAGAUCCAAGAACUGGCGAGGCGAUUGCAAAGAUUGCUGAGGGAGACAAGGAAGAUGUUGAUUUGGCUGUCAAAGCUGCACGAAAAGCUUUCGACCACGGCCCAUGGCCUCGUUUUCCUGGCAGCGAGAGGCGAAGGAUACUACUGAAAUUUGCAGAUUUGGUCAAUGAAAAUGCAGAAGAACUAGCCACUUUGGAUGCAAUUGAUGCUGGAAAAUUGUUACACUUGAUGAGGAUUAUUGAUCUCCCACUUGCAGUGGACACAAUCCGUUACUAUGCAGGUGCAGCAGACAAGAUACAUGGGGAGACUCUGAAAAUGUCGAGGGAACUUCAAUCAUAUACUUUGCACGAGCCCAUUGGUGUCGUAGGACACAUUAUUCCCUGGAACUUUCCCAGUUUGAUGUUUGCCAUUAAAGUUGGCCCGGCAUUAGCUGCUGGUUGUACCAUGAUUGUCAAGCCUGCUGAACAAACGCCUCUCUCAGCCCUCUAUUAUGCACAUUUGGCUAAGCUGGCUGGAAUCCCUGAUGGAGUACUUAACGUUGUACCAGGAUUCGGACCUACAGCUGGUGCUGCAAUUAGCUCUCAUAUGGACAUCAAUAUGAUAAGUUUUACAGGUUCUACAGAGAUAGGGCGUCGCAUAAUGCAAGCUGCAGCCACUAGCAAUCUGAAACCCGUGUGUCUAGAACUCGGGGGCAAGUCACCCUUAAUAAUUUUCAACGAUGCAGAUGUUGACAAAGCUGCAGAACAAGCCCUGCAGGGAUCAUUUUUUAACAAGGGUGAAAUAUGUGUGGCUGGCUGUCGUGUUUUUGCCCAAGAUGGUAUUUAUGAUCAAUUUCUUCUUAAGUUGAAGGAGAAGGCUCAAAACUGGGUAGUUGGCGAUCCUUUGGACCCAAAUUCUCAUCAUGGACCCCAAGUCGACAAGACACAGUAUGAAAAAGUCCUUUCGCAUAUUGAGCAGGGCAAGAAGGAAGGUGCCACCUUAUUUUAUGGUGGCAAGCCUGUGGACAGAAAAGGCUACUACAUUGAGCCCACCAUAUUCAUCGAUGUCAAAGAUGAUAUGACUAUUGCGCAGAACGAAAUAUUUGGACCUGUUAUGACAGUAUUCAAAUUCAAGAAUGUUGAGGAGGCCAUAAAGAGAGCCAAUGAGACGAAAUAUGGAUUAGCAGCGGGGAUUAUGACUAAUGACUUGAACAUUGCUAACACGGUUUCAAGAUCAAUCAGGGCCGGUGCUAUUUGGAUAAAUUGCUACUUUGCCUUUGAUGCAGACUGCCCUCAUGGAGGGUAUAAAAUGAGUGGCUUUGGGAGAGAUUUGGGGAUGGAUGCCCUCAAGAAGUAUCUUCAAGUCAAGUCUGUCACUACCCCCAUUUACAAUUCACCUUGGCUUUAGGCAAUUCUCAAUCCCAUUCUAGCAAUUUGUAGGUUCCAUUUGUCAUCUGCAAGUUUUUUUUGGUUGUAAAACAUGGUUUUCUGACAUGCUGAGAAAAUGCAAGUUCUGUUCUAUUUUUCUUAUUAUUAUUAUUAAUGCAAAACUCAUCUCCCUAGUUGUUCAGCUGAAAAUUUCAACUUGAGAUCUUUGUUAAGAAUAGUUGGCAGAUCCAAGACCAUAUUGGCAAAGGGUAACCAUGAACUUACAGAUU